AUGUUUGUGUAGCUUUCUAUGGAUCGCUGCAGUCGUUUUAGAGGAGGCUCCAAGUUUAUCAUGGAAUCAUUGGUGACCAGUUGCGAUCACAAGUUUGUGGAGUAUUUCCAAAAAGUUCCCGACAAGGUGGAUAUUUACACCUUUCGCGUAGUAAAACUGGCUAAAGCCUUCACCAUCGAUUUCGCUGUGAGGGUGGUGAAGACGAAGAGAGUGAUGUACAAAAUUGAUAACUUUGACGGCUGCCAGUUCCUGAUGAAUCCCCUGAUGAAUCGCGUUUUCGGAACUGUAUACAAACGACUGGUCGUGAAUGGCAGUUUCUUUAGUUGUCCGAUCAGGCCGGGGGUGUAUUACAUCAGGAACGAGGGUUCCGUGGCCAUGUUGCCUGCUUUCCAGCCGCCUGGAAGAUACCAAAUCACAAUGCGCGUCAGGAUGCACGAGAGUGGGGACCCCUUUGUGAUGGAAAUGCUGUGGGUAUACAGCGUAGUUCGAAUUAAAUAA
Messenger RNA from Drosophila teissieri, 498 nucleotides. RefSeq lists its product as uncharacterized. The record is from RefSeq and is a predicted model, not a curated record. The transcript is spliced from 2 exons. NCBI's taxonomy places the organism in Eukaryota, Metazoa, Arthropoda, Insecta, Diptera, Drosophilidae.